Molecule: messenger RNA, 1644 nt
Organism: Tetrahymena thermophila SB210
Lineage: Eukaryota; Ciliophora; Oligohymenophorea; Hymenostomatida; Tetrahymenidae
Exons: 15
Molecular function (GO): protein binding
Source: RefSeq, a predicted model, not a curated record
AUGAAAAUAAAUAGGUAAUAAGAAAAUGAGCCUUUAGAUUUUUCUAAUUUAGGAAAAGUUUUAGCAUACUGCUAGAAUUUAUCAUAUUUGGAAAUUGAUUUGACAAAUAUGAGAGAAAGUGGUGAAAAAACUUUAGAAGAAUUUUUCUUAGCUUUAUCAAAUAUAUCUAAGUGUGAAAAGCUCUCAACCUUAAACUUAAACUUCAAUGUUAUGAGAGUGAAUAGGAAUUCCCUUUAUCCUUUGCUUUCUCCAUUAAUUGAUUAAGAAAACAUAACAAAAAUAAAAAAUUUGGUAAUUAAUUUAAGAUAUAAUGAUCUUCUUAUAAGUGGAGCAACAAGUGCAGGAGUUAUGCUUUCAAAAUUCAAAAAUUUAUAAUCCCUUAUUCUCUAUAUUAGUGGCAAUAGUAUUGGUGACAGAGGAUUAUCUAAUUUAUGCUUAAACUUAGAUUGGUCUAAUCUUACAUCAAUAAAAUUUUCGUUAACGAAUGAUAAAAUUGGAGAUAAAGGAAUAUCUAAAUUAUGCUCUGUUUUAGAAAAAUGCUAAAAUCUGACAAAUAUUUGCUUGUUUCUUUCACAAAAUUAAAUUGCUUCUCAAGGAGCUUCUAAAAUAAGUGCUAUUAUAAAAAAAAGUGCAAAUCUUGAAAAAUUAGAUUUAGAUUUAUGUAAUAACAAAAUUGGUGAUUUUGGUGCUUCUCACAUUAAUUCUGCUUUAGCAAGCUGCACAAAUUUGACGAAAUUAUAUUUUUCACUAGGACAGAACAAAAUUACUGAUAAAGGAAUAUCAUACAUAAGUAAUGGUCUCUCGAAAAUGACUAAAAUUUCUGAACUAAGUUUAGAUUUAAGUUACCUUUGUUACAACAAAGACUAAAUUAUAAAUAAGAUUGGUUAGUAAGGUGUUUCAGCACUUGGUAGCUGUUUGUCUAGUUUUUAGAAUUUACAAAUUCUAAGUUUGAUUAUUGGAGAAACUACUCUUGAAGUUAAUUCUUUUGAACCAAUAGUCAAAUCUUUUUCCAAACUAAUAAAUAUUUCUGAUUUACAUCUUUAAGUUAAAGACGGAUUUAAAACAAUCAACGAAAAAGACCUAAUUAAUCUAGCAUAAAGUAUAGAACAAAGUUAAAAUCUUUAAACAUUAGCUUUAGUAUUUAAUAAAAUCAUUACCACCGAUGAGGGAAUGUAAAGAUUAGCAAACUCUAUUAAAAAAUGCUCUAAUUUAGCUAAUUUGACAAUUUCUUUAGAAAAAUAUACAGAUAAUGUUGCAGCUUAUCUAUGUGCUGAGUUAUCAAAUUGUCCAUGUUUAAAAACUUUAAGCCUUUCAUUUGAUUAUGGAAUAAGCGACACAGCUCUCUCUGAUAUUGGCAAAGAGAUUGCAAAAUGUAGUUAUUUGAAUACAUUAAAAUUAUGUUCAAAAUAUUUUACAGCUAAUUAAUAUACACAUUAAGGAGUAUUUGUAUUUAUUAGUCAUCUAAAGAAACUGAAGAAACUUUUUCUAGUAUCUCUAGCACUCUAGUAAGUUAAAUAAAUUAUUAAUAUAAAAAUAUUAUUUAAAUUCUAAAAAUAUAGUAAUAUGUAUCAUAAAGAUAUAAUUUAAAGAAAGCUUAUGUCUAAGUGUAUUAGGUUAGUUAAAUGCUCUCAAUAUAAUUUUUGA